Molecule: messenger RNA, 6872 nt
Organism: Lagopus leucura (white-tailed ptarmigan)
Lineage: Eukaryota; Metazoa; Chordata; Aves; Galliformes; Phasianidae
Gene: CBX7
Product: chromobox 7
Exons: 8
Coding region: 60-920 (286 amino acids)
Biological process (GO): negative regulation of transcription by RNA polymerase II
Cellular component (GO): PRC1 complex
Source: RefSeq, a predicted model, not a curated record
CGGCCGCCGACGGCCGCCGACGGGCACCACCGGCCUCGGCCCCGCUGUCCUCCCCUGCCAUGGAGCUGUCGGCUAUCGGGGAGCAGGUGUUCGCGGUGGAGAGCAUCCGCAAGAAGCGUGUGCGGAAGGGUAAAGUAGAAUACCUGGUGAAGUGGAAAGGAUGGCCCCCAAAAUACAGCACAUGGGAGCCAGAAGAUCAUAUCUUGGACCCUCGCCUGGUAGUGGCUUACGAAGAAAAGGAAGAGAGAGACCGUGCUUCAGGGUACAGAAAAAGAGGUCCCAAACCAAAGCGCCUCCUAUUGCAGCGGCUGUAUGGCAUGGACUUGAGGAGUGCCCACAAGGGAAAGGAAAAGCUCUGUUUCUCUCUUGCACGGAGGUUUGGAGGAGGAGACAGUAGCCUGCCAGGGGCCAAGACAGGGCAGGCAGAGUUCUCUGAGAAGACUGGGGGAACAGUCCUGCCAUUCUCUCUCCGGAAGCAACGCAAAAACCAGAAGUACUUGCGACUGUCAAGGAAGAAGUUCCCCCGCAUGGCAAGCCUGGAGAACCGCAGCUGCAGGCAUGAGUUCUUCUUGAAUGAUGCAGUAGACCUGGAGACCCAGCAAAGCCCUGAGGACUGGGAGGCUGUGCAACACACCGGCAAAGAAGCAGAUGUGGAUGGCAAUCUCCCUUGGAUUCCCACUGUGCCCCCCAGCGAAGUGACAGUGACAGACAUCACGGCAAACUCCAUUACCGUCACUUUCAGAGAAGCACAAGUGGCUGAGGGCUUCUUCCGAGACCGGACACUGAGAGACGAUGGAUCCUACCUGUGUAGAUCACUCCAGCCUCUUAAGACUUUCUCUCCAGUGCUGUUUUCCCUGGGGCCUGCUGUCAGGACUUCAGAACCGUAUUUGCCUGUCUGUGUCUCCUCACAGUAUCUGUGAUCCUGUACUUCUUUACUGAUGGAAACUUCCCCUUGGAAGGCUUAAAACUUUGCCAAGGAAAGUGGUCUGCAUUUCAAUAGACCCUGCCUGAUCUUGCACUUAAAUGCCUCAUGCUGGACUGCCUGUGAUGCUUUGAGGUAUUUGAAGAAAUGCUGUAUUUUGAGUUGGUAGUUUAGCAUAGCAUCUGUUCCUGCACAUGCAUAUUCCCUUCCAUUUUCUUGAAAUCAAAUUUUAUUUAAGUAAUUUAAAAUUUUAAAUACAAACAUUUUCCUAUGGAAAGCACGAAAAGUAAGCUACAGUCUGAGGUGGGAACUUCCAGAGAGAGCUGCAGGAGUAUGCUGGCUGUCAUGAUUUCCAUCCUUAACUUCUUUGUUCCCUCUUCCCAUUCCACACAAAGCAUUUCUUUCCUGCUAUAUUUAUUCUGUGUGAAACUAUGAGCCUUCUGAGCUCUGAGGUAUAGGCUCUGUGGAAUUGGGCAGUGUUCAGCAGUUCCUUUGAAGGGUUUUGCCUGCUGACCUUCAGAGUUUGGGAGCUCUGGGACUUCUGGUCAUCCAAACAUCUGCUUCUUGCAAAAUGCUUGGGCUGCCCCCUGAAGCUUUUAUUAAAAGCAGAUUUUACCUCUUAUAGGACGUGACAGGUCAGUGCAGACUUAAGAUUUCCCCUUCUAUCUCAAAGCUGUGUGAGUAGGCCAGUCUUCUGCUGUGUCGCUGCAGUUUCAGGACCACAGGGAAGACCCUGAAUUUCAGAACUAAUCUUUUGUCUCCCAAAUAAGCAACGUGGAAGUUUAAUUAUGGAGAAAUUAGAGAGGGUGAGAAGUGAAAAAUAAGCAGGAAAGAAGCUUGGAACAGCAAGGGCAGACUGAUGAGGGAAUUAUACAGGCCUAGGAUGUUUGUUGAAUGUGGGUGUCUGGAGUAAGGCUUCCAAAUCUGGAAUUGUAUCACAUAAACAGGUUUGCUCUCCUCUGCAGUGUGUGAGGUUGUGCAGUAUCACUCACACUGUCACCCCCCCACACGCACACACAUCCCCCUCUUCCUGAUAUUUGCCAAACAGGCAGAAAACAUUUAUCUUUUUUCUUACUGUGACCUGUGAGCAUUUAGUAUGGCUGAGUCUGCUCACUGGGGUUGCAGUAGGUCAGGUAGUCACAGUUAGAGAAGCACAAUAUUUUAGCUAGUUUGGGGCAAAUUCUUGAAUUCCAGCUCACCCUGCUGAAUCUUCAUGGCAUUUAUGGGAUCUGUUUUCUUUAAUGCAGCUACUGCUACCAUCACAUUGUACAAGUACACCAAAAUCCUUCCUACUUAUUUAAGUUCCAGUCAUCAGCUGACAUUGGAAGCAGUACCAAUCCCAUGGCAGGAAGGAACUUGUCAUAGUAAGCCAGUUCUUUUCUUCCACUCACCAGCUGAGACUUCUCAGUGUUUUGUUUUGGCAUUUCUCUUUAAACAUCUUUUCUUUCUCCUGCAGUAGAGGUUUUCAAAAAACCUGUGGUACUCUUUCAGAGAGGAUACAUCCACAGCUUCAUCUCUUAAUCAUGCCUAGAUUAGGUUAGCUUGUGUUUUUUGCAGUGACUAAUCACCUGACUACAUGGAGUGUUGAACAAGGUACCUGGCUCCCAUGCUGCUUUAUGUACAGGUCAGUUAGGAGUUAGGGACCAGGUUAAGGUGCAGCACAUUGCUUGUGCAUGGGUUUGGUUUGUGUGUGUGAGGAGGAGUCUGUGGUAGGAAACUGAGCAGUUACUGUAGGGUUGAUUUCAUUUUGUUGUGUUUCUUUUGUUUUGCUAUUGGGAUUUUUUUUUUUUUACAUUCACAAAUGCAGUGUUAAAAAUCCAUUAAAGAUUUUUCUUUUGGUCUUUCUAACACAUUUCCAGUGUCUGGCAACAUAUCAUUGUAGACUUCCUUAGUGGAGCUGGUCUUCAGGGACUUCAAAAUUAACGUCAGUCCACGUCUGCAGAUAUAGAGAUGCAUGGGGCUUUUGUACUUUAGAUAGCAGCAGGGCUCCUCUGGGUUCACUUUUCUCCCGUAUCCCAUCCAUCUUUAGGUUCAAUCCCAAAAUCUGGAUAUUGAGCUGGAACUUCUAGAGCUAACAUACGAAAAUUGGAUGCUGUGCUCACAGUUUUGUUACACAUUCCAUUUGAUUAGGAGAGCCAGAAUAGCAUCCAGCUGAAGCAGAGUUUAAUAACUCUAUUCAAAGCACAAGCUGAGAAUAGAAAUGGGCUAACUCUCCCAUACCUCAUUUGGCUCUAUGGCUGUAAACAAGAAAAACAAACUUCAGCCAGUAGAACUUAGUGAACUGUGCACGAGAAACAAACCUCUCAAGGAAGAACUCUUCUAACGGUUGUUCUUCAGAACUGUUCCAGUGGGAGAAUGACCAGCUGUGUUUAGGAGGCAGAAGUUUCUCUUUCAUAAAUCUUCUCACAGUAACUUCACUGUGUGACAGGACCGAGGGGCUUCGUGAGAUUAGAAAACCUUUGUUAACACUGGUUUAAAAACGAUUGGAAAGGUGCCUCUGUUCCUGGCUGGUUACAAAGUAGAUGUUGUUGCUCAGAUAUGUAAGCGAUGCCUUGGAACAGCAAGUUUUAGCACGUAAAUAGUGGCAUUAAGUAGCCUUGUAGCUCCUGCAUGCUCCCUUAUUGUCUUGCCUUUGCUUGGGGGCCCUUUUGCUUGUGAAGUCAGACCGAGGUAUUUAUUUUAUUUUCUCUUUCUUUCUCAAGCACAGCCAGGGUAUUAUUAUGAGAACACCCAGAUGCCAUUCUGUUGUCCAAAAUAAGCUUAAAUUUGUUGGUGAACUGACCCUUACUUAUGUCAGAGCCUCAUACAGCAAGAAGCUUAUUGAGAAAGGAAUGGCUCUUUUUGUUGUUGUUGUUAGUGUUGUGAAACUAUCCAGAAUUGUUCUCUCGGUGUUUUGUGACUGAAUGUAUAAAAUUGUUUGUUUGCCUCACAGGGUGCUGGUGGCCCCAGUGCUGUUUCCUGCUCUGUGGCAGCCAGUGUUGUUUGAUGAUUUCACUGGAAUAGAGAGGGGAGGCCUCGCAUAGGUCAGAAAAUAGGCAGGCUUAGCACAUGUAAGACCUUCGGUGGUAGCCACAACAGAGGCUGGGGUGCGGAAGGCAGCAGUGAGAGCUGUUAGCCACAUCCAUGCAUUUGAGCAAAGCUCAAUCUGCGUUGCCUCCCCACCCCUUCCUCUCCUCUCAGGUUUUCUGAGGUAGGGAAAGUAGGGAAAACGACUCUUCCUAAUGCUAAAUGGUAUCUGCUCCUCUUCAGCUCACCCCUUCCUUGCCUGCAGCCUGAGAAGAAGAGGGCUGUUGGACCUUCUAGGAAAAAAAUUGUAGGGGUAGGAAGAGAGGGAAGGAGGGGCCUCAGGUUUGCUCUUGCUGGGUUGCGAAGGGCAGGCCUUUGGGUGAGCAACUGAGAGAGGAGAUGCGAUGUAAGAGCAAAGAACUUGUAAUGAAACUCAAGGGCCAAAAUUGUCGUGAUUGUAAAAGAAAUACUGAGAUGAUUAACCUGAUUUUUUUUUUAUUUUUAUUUUUUUGUAAUUGUUCGUUGAGGUGGGUGUUAACUGCCAUCUGUCAGUUAAUAGCAGCGAAAUGAAAGCAGCCUGCUCCUUACAGGCCCUUUGUGCUUCUUGCUUGGUUGUGAAUUUACCUUAGUCUCCAAGAAGAGUGGGAAAAUCAUAUGAUGGGGAAGGAGAAGAGACAAGUAGGGGAUGAAAUGAGGCCACGUUCAGCCACUGUUCUAAUGCAGUGCCUUCUGCUCCGAAACCUGUGAUCCCUCACAUCAGCUCUGGUGUGUCAGUGCUUCAGAGCAGUCAGUGGGUGGAUGGCCCUCUGAGCAGGCCAUGCAGAGAGGAGGUGCUGUGUUCGUGUCUCUCUUUUAUCAUUUGGAAAGGAAGGGAGGUGCAUGCUGACAGCUUACGUGAGGUAAUUUCUGCAUGGAAGUAUAUAGCAUUAGCAUAUACAAGUGAAGGGAGCAUGUCUCUUUCACUGUUCUCAAAAUAAUUGUCCCCAGGGGUAUAGUAAACUUGAUCUUGAGACAGCAGGUUAUGAUAAAAAGGCCCACUGAGUCUGACUGCAGUGGAGCUGUCUUUGCAGAGACAGCAUGGACCUUCUGGGUGUUGAACCACCCAUGUUCCAACCAAGCAACUGGGCACGCCUAUGAAACUGUUGAAGAGAGAAGCAAUCACUUGGAAUGCAACUCAGACUUCUCAAAUACUUUCCUGCAACAGGUACUUCCUGAAUUUGAUAAUCCUUCUCUUUCCUCUUCCAGCUCUCUUCCCUUGUACCAUUAAGCUCUUAAAGUACAAUGGCUUAUUAGGGAGUGUGGGCCAAGGGUGAUCCCCAGCUAACGGUGUUGUGUGCAGAGGAGAGGAGUUCAGGGGGAGUUUGUAAUGGGUGUUAGGCCCGAGAAGGAUGCCUACCAAGAGAGUGUGGGUAGAAACUUUGCUGCUGGAACUGUUUCUGUUUGCUGUGGGACACGCUGCAAACCCUUCAGGGGUUCUUCUGAAACACACCCUGGUGAUGUCUGAGAGCACCAAUUGAAUAUUGAAGGAGAGAGCUUGUAAGAGUGUUCAGAACCUCUAUCAGCUUAUCUCAUUACUGGGAUAGCAGUUUUGACUGGGAGGGGGAUUUCAGAGGAAGUGGAAAGACUUGGUUUUAUUUUAUUUUUAACCAGAAAGCGUAGUGUCAGCACAAAGAAGCUCUUUGCAAGUCUGUCAAGACGUUAAGCAGCUUUUUUUUUUGCUUUUAGUCUGAAGCAUGUUUUGAAGCACUUUGAAAAUGCAAAGCACUAGGAGUGCAAAGUACUCCUUGUCGUCUGCCUGAAAGUGGCGUUUGAAAAACAUUUUAAAAGCGUUUGAAAAGAUGUAUCUAUUUCAGGUCGGUAGCUGUCCCUUGUUAUUUUUCCAGAGUUCCCACCCAGCCCUUAGCCUCCCUCCCAUGGCUGAGGGGAGAGUUUCCUCAGCCCUGCUGAGUGGAAGAGGCUAACCAAGGAGGGGGAGGCUCACAGUGCCCUGUGUGCUGGCUUCCUCCCCACCACCUCCUUUAUCUGAGAUGAGGAAGAAGAGGAGGAAGUUCAGUUGCAGUGGUCCUAGUCUGGAACUGACUGCAUCUUUUAGCUCUGGAGACAUCUUUAUAUCUGGCCUGAAGAAUUGCACCUUAUGAGUCUGGCUGAGGAAUGGGGAGGCACCUGUCCUCUUGCAGGUGGUGUGGAAAGGAGGGAAGGGUGAGCCAGAAGCUGUCUUCAGUAGAUGCUGGAUUUUUCUGGAGGCUGUUUCCUCACCUUAUCUCCAACAUAACAGCAACCAAAUAACUGAAUUCAUCCAAAUGAAGCUUUUAUUCUUUAUAUCUAAAGAGCCUUUUGAGCAGGCUAAGAUGAGAGGCUCUUCUUUCUUGCUUAGCAUGCUCUACAGUCAAAGGAACCUUAGUUCUUUCCUGGGGUCUUUGGCUCCAGCCUUCCCCUUAGCUUAGACACACCAUUUGGACUCUUUGCACACUGACUCAUCUAAUGUGAUCUGCUUCCCUUCUGCUGGGGGGCAGAAGAUGGGGUCUACUGGGAGAAGAGGGUCCCUGGUUCUUGUUCAUGUCUCUUCAGCUGUUGUUUCUGUCAGCACGCUAGAGUAUGAGAGUCUUUGCACACAGAAAGCUUUCUUUUGCACAGAAUGAGCUUCUAGCUUUUGUACAGACUAAUUGAAUGUAUUUGGGGGGGUUGGGAGGGAGGGAAAAGGCCGCAAACCAAUUCCACAUGAACCAAUCAGAGUAUCAUGCCUUGUCUGAGCGAGCGUGGGUCGUAAGCAGAGGUUGUAAUGGCAAAGGGAGGGCAGGCUCAAGUAUAAUUUGACACAAAGUGUGGUUUUAUUUUUGUACUGAUACGGAUAAGAGACUGUACAGCAUCUAUUUAUUUAGAUGAUUUAUGUGGUAAAUGUUGCAAACAAAAUUAUGAAAAUAUUAAAUAUGAGAACUGACAUUUA